Messenger RNA from Aspergillus welwitschiae, 1866 nucleotides. Its product is annotated as putative MFS multidrug transporter. Gene Ontology annotation, biological process: transmembrane transport. The record is from RefSeq and is a predicted model, not a curated record. The transcript has 3 exons. Bases 1 to 1866 code for a protein of 621 amino acids. NCBI's taxonomy places the organism in Eukaryota, Fungi, Ascomycota, Eurotiomycetes, Eurotiales, Aspergillaceae. Gene Ontology annotation, molecular function: transmembrane transporter activity.
AUGUCGGUCGACUCCUCCAUCGACGGCGACAAAGACAGCGUCAACACCGCCAUCCAUGACGGCAGCUCUGCGCAGACUCGUAUACUUGCGCCGGCACUUAUUCCCGAAUCCUCCCAGUCGCGGCGCUUAUCAGUAGAUGAUCAUCUCGUCGCCAACAGUAGCGAUGAUGACGAGAGCAGCUUCAGCGACAGCGACAGUGACAGCUUCAGCUCCAGCGAUGACGAGGAAGACAACAUUCUGAUUGCGAAUGAGGACGAUCCCAACCACAACGACACAGCCGACGAAAAGCCCGUAACAUGGUCCUCACUACCGAAAAAGAGCCAACUCGCCAUCCUGACCAUCGCCCGUUUAUCGGAACCACUCACCCAGACCUCUCUGCAAGCGUACAUGUUCUACCAGCUCAAAUCGUUUGAUCCGUCAUUACCAGACUCGACCAUCUCCGGGCAGGCAGGCAUCCUGCAGGGGAGUUUCACGGCGGCGCAGUUCCUGACGGCUGUGUGGUGGGGACGGCUAGCUGAUGCGGAGUGGAUGGGGAGGAAGAGAGUGUUGCUGAUCGGGUCGCUGGGGACGUGUCUCUCGUGCUUGGGGUUUGGGUUUUCGCGGUCGUUUUUGGCUGCUGCGGUGUUUCGCACGCUGGGGGGUGUGUUGAAUAGCAAUGUGGGUGUGAUGAGGACGAUGAUUGCGGAGAUUAUUGAGGAGAAGAAGUAUCAAUCUCGGGCGUUCCUUUUGCUGCCCAUGUGCUUUAACAUCGGCGUCAUCAUAGGCCCAGUGCUGGGUGGUGCCUUAGCUGAUCCGGUGAAGAACUAUCCCCAGAUUUUCGGGCCAGGCACAUUCCUGGGUGGUGCGAAUGGGGUCGAGUGGAUGCGCAAAUGGCCGUUCCUGAUGCCGAACCUGCUCAGUGCGGUGUUUAUCUUCUGCUCGUUGCUGGCGGUAUUCUUUGGCUUGGACGAGACCCACGAAACAGCCCGCUACCGCAGCGACUGGGGUCGCCAACUGGGCCGCCGCAUCGCGCGCGCCCUCCGCCGAACCAGAAACAGAGACGGUAAAUACUACCAACGCCUAACUGAACACCCGGACGACGAAUCCCUCUACAUCGACGACAACACCUCCCACCACCACCGACGCAGCAUCAGCAUCAGCAGCCGCUCCUCGCGCCCCAAACCAAAGACCCAUCAACGUCCCAAAUUCCGCGAAAUCUACACCCGCAACGUCCUCCUCACCCUGUUGGCCCAAUUCCUCCUCGCCUUCCACACCUCAGCCUUCAACGCCAUCACCUUCACCUUCCUGCCCACGCCCCGCGCGCCCCCGGAAUCCCAUCGUGGCUGGUUCCACUUCUCCGGCGGUCUCGGGCUCCCCUCUUCCCGCGUCGGUCUCGCCACGGCCAUUAUCGGAAUCAUCGGCCUCCCGUUGCAGAUAUUCAUCUACCCCUGGGUGCAAGGGUAUCUGGGUACAUUGCGAUCCUUCCGCACCUUCUUACCCUUCUCCUCGUUGGCGUACGCCCUCAUGCCCUUCCUCUUACUCCUGCCGAGAGCAGCAUACAUCGUCUGGCCUGCAUUUACCGUGGUGAUAGCGCUGCAGGUCGUGUCGAGGACGUUUGCGCUGCCGGCGGCGGUGAUUCUGGUGAAUAAUAGUGUGUCGGAUGCGAAGGUGUUGGGGACGAUUAAUGGCGUGUCGCAGAGUAUUUCGUCUGCGGCGAGGACGUUGGGCCCGUUCCUUGGGGGGUGGGGGUUGGGAGAGGGGUUGAGGGAGAAUUUUGUGGGGGGUGUUUGGUGGGGACUUGCGGUGGAGGCGGUGCUGGGGUGGGUGGUGUUGUGGUUUAUUUGGGAAGGGAAGGGGAUUGAGAGGAAGAAGUCUUCUAGUAAGUAA